Molecule: messenger RNA, 1257 nt
Organism: Helianthus annuus (common sunflower)
Lineage: Eukaryota; Viridiplantae; Streptophyta; Magnoliopsida; Asterales; Asteraceae
Exons: 3
Coding region: 129-1106 (325 amino acids)
Source: RefSeq, a predicted model, not a curated record
GACAGUUGAGAGUUUCAUAAUUCAUUUAUUAACUCCUUCUACCCUCAACUUCACAUUUACAACUCUCUCUCCCUCUCUCUCCGUGUUCUCUAGAUUAAUCUCCUUUUGAGCUAUCGUCAAGUGGGUUCAUGGGUGUGGUCACAACCAUGGGUCUUGGUCUGGUGACAACCAUUGUGAUUCUGGGUGCAGUCAUUGGUGGAGCCAAAGGAGAUGCCAUGGUCAGUGGAUCCGUCUUCUGUGACCGAUGCAAAGAUGGCCAACUUUCCCUCUUUGAUUUCCCUUUAUCUGGAAUAAAAGUAUCAAUUGCUUGUCCGGGGCAGAACGGGCAAGUCAAGGUGAUUAGUGAAGAAACCACAAAUUGGAUAGGGAACUACGUAAUGCGGUUCGAUGGUGUACCCGAUAUGAGUGCCUGUCGGGCACAAGUUUCCGGUGAUGGGCAGGGUUGUCGUGUAGUUGCCGGUCCAGCUCAAAGCUUGAAUCUGGUGUUUCAAAUGUUCGAUACCGAGAUAUACACGGUUGACCAUUUGAUUUCACAACCUGCCCAACCAAUGUCCAACUGUCCCCGGUCAUCUUCACCUUUGCCUAAACCAGUGACGCCUGCAUUGCCACCCCCAACCAACCGGGCACCUAUUCCUCAGCCGCCCCCAACCAACCGGGCACCUAUUCCUCAGCCGCCCCCAACCAACCGGGCACCGAUUCCUCAGCCGCCCCCGGUUCCCUUCUUGGAAGCUUCGGCCUGCUCAUACCGAAUGUGGAUGAUGCCUGAGUACAAGUGUUACUGGCGGGUGCUAAGCCCCGACCUAAAAGUUGCUUUGGUGUUUGGACCACUAGCGGGGCAGAAAUAUGGGAAUGAUAUCACCCUUCGAGGAAGCAUGAUGGGUAGAGGAGAUCCCUACAAAACGCUAUUAAGGGAAAGUACAGCUGCACUUCUCAACUCCUACAAUAGUCUCCGGUUCCCAUACCAUCCUCUAGAUGUUGUCGGACGCUUAAACACCGCCUUAAUGGGAGGAUCCACACGACAAGUUCUCAUGACCGCCCUUCGGUUCUUGAGGGCGAACUCGGGGAGUCCCGGAAACGUUACUUGCAAGUUCACAACAUGCAAGUAAAACCCAGUCUAUCUAAAUAUUUAUUAAUAUUUAUGUUGUUACCCUUAAGAAAGAUAUAUAUAUUUUGACUUUUAGAAGUCAAAAGAGACUAUUGUAUGAAUACUUAUACCAAAAUUAUCAUCUAUAUGAACCAUCAUGGAAUAAUUUAUUA